Trichobilharzia szidati is the source of this 676-nucleotide messenger RNA. The record is from the annotation of a GenBank genome assembly. Lineage: Eukaryota; Metazoa; Platyhelminthes; Trematoda; Strigeidida; Schistosomatidae.
AUAUACUACUGCUUAUUGAUUAAUUACCUACAUUGAAGUUAUAUUUAAAUUACUAGUGAAAUUCUUUAAUUUGUAAAGCAUACUAAAUAAUGCUCUUACUCAUUGUUUGUAGCAUAGUAUUUCUACAAUGUCUUGGAAUGCAAUUCGGUAGGAAUCUCUUCAACAAAGUUUGGUUAAUUCUAAUGUUGUUUUUUUUAUCAUUAUCGCUACCAUUCUAGUUGCUGGAGAAUUUCUUCAAGGAAGUUAUGAAGUGAUUAGUGAUAAUAUGGAUCCAGACCUUUAUUAUGGAAGAUUAUGUUCAAAAUGCAGAGCAUUUUAUGGAUCCUUUCUACGCUACUUUUUGGAUUAUGAUCAACUUUUUAAAGUGCAGUCUGCUUUAGUAGCUUUCUGUGAAACUCUUGGACCAAUUCGUGAUCAUUGCGCAUCUUUAUUCACUUUUACAAUGUUUAAACUCAUCAAUAAAUCAAUUGCUACUAUUGAUCCAGUAAAAUCUUGUGCGGGAUGGUAUUUAUGCUACAAGAAGUCGACGUAGCUGAUGCCUGUCUAAAUGAGCGGGUCAAUCGUGUGGAGAAUAAAACAAAUUGACAUUGCUAUGACUGUAAAAUCAAUACUUUUUCGUAAAUAAAAAAAACUAUUUUCCCUCUUUUCUACUAUUAAUUGAUAAAAUUUAAAUAGC